Messenger RNA from Apis cerana (Asiatic honeybee), 2089 nucleotides. RefSeq names its product PR/SET domain 13 (gene Prdm13). Gene Ontology annotation, cellular component: nucleus. Gene Ontology annotation, biological process: regulation of gene expression. Lineage: Eukaryota; Metazoa; Arthropoda; Insecta; Hymenoptera; Apidae. Gene Ontology annotation, molecular function: protein binding. The record is from RefSeq and is a predicted model, not a curated record.
CCCCGGUCAAUUUGGGGCACGAAUCUCCCGAAUAUAUUUAAGCCAUGUGCGGAAUACAAAUUCAAUUUAGUUGACAUUUUGACAUCGUGUUCUUCUCAUCCAAAAUUAUCUUACGUACCAAUUAUAUUAUUAUCGAUAUAAUCCUUCCUCAAUCUUCCUCUCGCAAGUGGAUCGUGACUAUUGUCAACAUCGACAUCGAUUCAUUUUCUGAAGUAAAACAGUUUCUUGGAUGUUCGUAAUUUUUUUCGAACAAAAAUAUAAAUACAAAUAACAAAAAGAAAUUGUUAUUUGUAAAAAUUGAAAAAUCGGUGGUGCGGUUAAAAAAAGGAAAGAAGAAAAGACAGUGCAGAGUAAAUUUACACGCCGUUUUUACGUUUAAAAGAAAUAGUUAAACUUUAAAAGUUAAAAUAAAAAUGGAAUCGACCAGUGCUAUUAUGUAUCCUAUUAUUAGCGAAAACGCUUUAAUGAUGAAUAUUGAGGCGUUCGAAAAGACAUCCUUAUCUCAAGGAUGCUUGGACAGACCCAUAGUUAGAGCUGCUGGAUUCCUUAAAAGGGAAUCAUCAACGGAGACCGUUGAUUUGAACAAAUUAUCACAGAAGAGUUCGUCCGUAAUUCAAUACGUUGAAGUUAUCGAUGCCGAGGGCCGUUUGUUCUGCGUAGAUGGUCUUGUGAGCACUUCUUGCUGGUUAAAAAUCGUUAAAUUUGCAAACGACUGUCAAAGUUGCAAUGUUCUUCUAAUGAUCAGUGACAAUGGUGUAGUGUUGAAAACGAUAAGAAAUGUAACUCCUGGGGAACCUUUGCUUAUGUGGUUUACAGAAAAUAUUCUAGCGAUGCUUAACAUCCCUUUCUUAACUCCCUCCAACAUCCAAGGUCAGAAUCGCUACAUCUGUCACAUAUGCAACAAGCUGUUCGAAUAUCCCAAUCCUUUGAAAAUUCACCUAGCCCUAAAGUGCAAUCGACUGGACACUAAUCACCUAUGGUCUAUUCUGACGAAAGAGUAUACCUUAUCGCCGAGGCCAAGCUUGGCUCUCAGCUUGUUUCCUCAGUCGACUUUCAGAUUCAAACUAACAAGAUCUCCAGAACCCUCGUCCACCAGAAUAUCGCCAAUCUUAGUAGAAACUAUGGAUAACAAUCUUAUUCCUCCUAGUAACAAUUCAUCAGAAUCAUCACAACAACCAUCUCCAUCAUCCUCGAAUCCGUUUUCCCCAAGUUCCAUGCAAGUUUCUCCAAACUCCUCGAUUCGAGUCUCUCCCACAGGCAAAGAUGUACUUCCCUAUCGUCAAUCUGCUUUCAAACCAUACACAAAUCAAAACAACAUGUUCACAAAUGUGUGCCCCUUAACGAGAGCCGAUAAUGUUUUAACAUCGUACAAUGUUCAAACGAGCACAGCAUCGAUCAGUGCUGAUGUUCACGCAGCGCAAAUGGAAACGAUAGUUAGCAAUCUUGGGAAAUCGAAGCAAGGGCAUCUUUGUAUUUAUUGUGGAAAAGUUUACUCGAGAAAAUAUGGCCUAAAAAUUCACAUUAGAACUCAUACCGGUUAUAAACCAUUAAAGUGCAAAUAUUGUUUGCGACCUUUUGGAGAUCCUAGCAAUUUGAAUAAACAUGUUCGAUUGCAUGCAGAUGGUGAGACACCUUAUAGAUGUGACUUGUGCGGAAAAGUUUUAGUUAGGCGAAGAGAUCUUGAGAGACAUCUAAAAUCGAGACAUCAAGAAAAUCAGGAUCAGAGUUCGGAUACCUCGUCCGAUGGAGUUGACGUUUAAGACACAUCAAAUACUAUAUUGUGAGACAGCAACUAUUAGUUUGCUUAGUUUACAUCUGCGAACAAAACUGUCUUCGAUAUUAAAAACAAUUAGUUCAUAUUAGUAAACAAAGUCAUUUGUGAAAUUGAAUCUCGUAAAUCUUAUAAAUUUUCAUUGGGACAUGUUUAUACAAUAAGCGUUUUUGUGAUCAAAAUGUCAAUUAUUUUUAUAAAAUGUUUGAAAUAUGAUUGUAAAUAUUUAAUUAGAAUAAGAAAAAUUAGUGAGAAAAGAUAUUAAUAUUUAAAAAUAUUUUAAACAAACAUCGUUAAAUGUUUUGUUUAAUAGACAAA